AUGGACAACAAUGGCGCGAUUGGAAAAGGCAGAAAAAGGUGCCGAGAACAAGAAGCAGGUGAUACUGCUGCCAUUGACAGGUUAAGCUCUCUUCCAGACCCGAUUCUUUGUCACGUACUUUCGUUCCUGGACACCAAAUCGGUCGUUCAAACCUCCGUAUUGUCCCAGCGGUGGAGAUCCACUUGGAAACACAUCUCUGUCCUUAAUUUCACUCGGGAUUCAUUCAAACGAUUUUUGGUUUUCGCAAUCCACGUUCUGAAAUUCUUGUGUGGCCGGCAUCCCGGAAAUAUCCAGAAGCUUAGCUACGUCGACGAUGGAGCUUCCUGGAAACAGCAACAUUCCAUUGUGUUCGACAAAGUAUUGGCAUAUGCUUCCACUUGUGAUGUCCAACAUUUAUCCAUCGACUUUGGGGAAGCAAGCGAGUUCAAACAGCAUAAAAGAUGCUCCGAUUUGUUCUACGAGGUCUUGGGAUGCAAGCUCAAAACCCUAGAGUUGCGAUAUGUGACGCUGGACAGUGAGCUCGGAGCUGCUGGUUUUCGAAUGCUGACCACUUUGAUUGUGGAGUGUUGUUUCCUGUUUUCCGAGCAAGAGGAAGAGGAGAAAGUUCUCGAUCCUUUCUCUAAAUUUCCUUGUCUGAAGCAUUUGGUCCUCUAUGAUAGCAUCCCGUUACAGAAGUGUCUCGAUGCUGAGAAGAGAGGUCUCAAGAUUAAUGGACCCCAUUUGCUAAGCCUGAAACUGAGUUGUGUGGAGUUCCCCAGUGUUGAAGUUUAUGCGCCAAAGCUCGAACGAUUCGUUCUUUGGCACGACGUUCAGUACCUGACAUUGUCCAAUCUGACACUUCCGUCCCUUGAUCAUGCUGAUAUCUGGGUCUGCGACGAGCACGAUUUCGUCAAGGACAACAAGGAGUUAGUGCACCAACAGUUUAUGACUCUGUUCCAAGGCUUGCAUAAUGCAAAAUCUUUGAAGCUGUAUUGGGCGACUGUUGAGGUGUUGAAAGAUUUUUGCGGGGUCUUGGAAGAGCAGCCGUCUCCAUUUAAGAGGUUGAAGUCAUUGAUUUCGGAAGCUGAUAGAGUACCUUACAAACUCGUCAAUUACUUUCUUAAAGGAUCUUCUGGUGAAAGACCGACUCCUUCGGCGAUUCCGGCCCCAAGGCUCAUCGCAGUUUGGGCGCUCGCUGCAGCGGAGGUGAUUCUUCCAUUGCACGGAGACGAUAACUUCUCUCGCCAGGUUUCCCAGAAUCGAACUCCUCCGUAG
This is a messenger RNA of Linum tenue, 1254 nucleotides long. The record is from the annotation of a GenBank genome assembly. Lineage: Eukaryota; Viridiplantae; Streptophyta; Magnoliopsida; Malpighiales; Linaceae.